AUGAUUUGGUACGAAGUGGACCAGCUUGCACUAGGGAAGGAAUUUCUACCAACUAUGACAAAUAUAUUUAAAAUGGCGAAAUAUUUUGGCAUUCCAACAUAUGGCGGGAGAUUAGCUCUUCUAGGAGCUAUUGUAAUGUUGGCAAUGCUGAUGAUUUUGGAGACAGUGUCUAUUUCGAAGCUGAUAAAAACUUUGAAUAGCUGGAAUGUGAAUCCAAAAGAUAGUGUAAUUUCUCGGCUAUCUGGAUCAAUUUUCUAUGGCAACGCUUUGCUGUCCAUGUUAAUAUCAUGGAAAAUAAUAAGCAAUUGGGAAGAACUAGCUUUAUUCUGGAAGAGAACUGAAAGAAUUGAACUGAACAUUCUUCCUGAUAAAAGGAUUAGAGCAAGAAUUAUAUUUAUAAGCAGUUACGUCGGUAUAUGUGCGUUUGUUGAGCACGCGUUGAGUAUGAUGUCAGGAACGGGGCUCGACUGUCCGCCGGGGGAGUACUUUGAACGUUAUAUCUUGAGUUCACACGGAUUCAUCUUGCAAAGAAGUGAAUAUUCUCUAUGGAUAGCGAUACCGAUUUUCAUUCUCAGCAAGUUGGCCACAAUAUUUUGGAACUUCCAGGACCUGAUUAUAAUUUUAAUCAGCGUCGGCCUGGCUUCGAAGUACAACCGAUUAAAUCUUUUUGUUCAUCGUUUCGUAUUGUUUGAGAAGAAAAUGAAAUAUCACAAUAGGGUCGUAAGUCUACCUCUCCGUAUCAAAAUAUGGCGCAAUCUUCGUCAGGCAUACGUCCAACAAUCAGAGCUAGUGAGGAAAGUUGACCAGAGCCUCGGAGGGCUGAUACUCCUCUCCAAUCUUAAUAAUUUGUACUUUAUUUGCUUGCAACUGUUUUUGGGGAUCAGCGGAUCAAAGGGUACUGCGAUAAAUAUAAUCUACUACUACUUCUCACUGGCCUGGCUACUCUACCGAGCCAGUGGCGUGGUGCUGGCAGCGGCUGAUAUCAACAUACACUCUAAACGGGCCCUCCCACAUUUGUAUAGUAGUGUAAGCGGGGCAUAUAAUAUUGAGAUAAAAAGACUCAAAACUCAAUUAGAGAACGACGAUGUAGCACUGAGCGGACUCGGGUUCUUUUACUUGUAUAGACAGAAAUUAUUAGAGGUGGCUGCUGCUAUAGUCAAAUAUGAAUUAAUAUUACUUCAAUUUGACAAACAUUAUUAA
Colias croceus (clouded yellow) is the source of this 1200-nucleotide messenger RNA. Its product is annotated as gustatory receptor for sugar taste 64a-like. The record is from RefSeq and is a predicted model, not a curated record. Gene Ontology annotation, biological process: detection of chemical stimulus involved in sensory perception of taste; sensory perception of chemical stimulus. Gene Ontology annotation, molecular function: taste receptor activity. Lineage: Eukaryota; Metazoa; Arthropoda; Insecta; Lepidoptera; Pieridae. The coding region runs from base 1 to 1200 and encodes 399 amino acids. Gene Ontology annotation, cellular component: membrane. The transcript is spliced from 9 exons.